UCUUGUUUGGAAAUUACUCUUACCAUUCAACAGAUUUCAGAAAUGGAGGUAGUUGGUGGAGCAUUUCUCUCUUCAGCUUUUGAUGUUCUCUUUGAUAGGCUUGCUCCUGAGGGUGAUCUGCUCAAAAUGUUUCGGAAGCGUAAGAAUGAUGUUCAGCUCUUAGAGAAGCUGAAAUCGACUUUGCUUGGUCUUCAAGCUGUGCUAAGUGAUGCAGAGAAUAAGCAAGCAUCAAAUCAAUUUGUGAGCCAGUGGCUUAAUGAGUUUCGACAUGCUAUCGACUCUGCUGAAAACUUGAUUGAACAAGUCAAUUAUGAAGCAUUGAAGCUUAAGGUGGAAGGUAAGCAUCCAAAUCUUGCAGAAACACUAUUGAAAAAUUGGAGAUUUUGCAACCUGUGCUUGGGUGAUGAUUCUUUUCUUAAAAUAAAUGACAAGUUGGAAAUGAGUAUUGAAACAUUGCAGAAUUUGCAAAAGCAAAUUAGUGACCUUGGCUUACAGGAACGUUUUGGUUCGACUAAACAAGAAACUAGAACUUCAACUUGUUUGGUUGAUGAAUCUGAUAUCUUUGGUUUACACAAGGAAAAGAAGGAUAUGAUUGACCGUUUAUUGUCUGAAGAUGAAAGUGGAGGAAACCUGACUGUAGUUCCUAUUGUUGGAAUUGGCGGCUUGGGUAAGACAACACUAGCGAAAGUGGUUUACAAUGAUGAGAAGGUGAAGAACCAUUUUGGUUUGAGAGCUUGGUAUUGUGUUUCUGAGCCAUAUGAUGCUUUGAGAAUAACGAAAGGGUUACUUCAAGAAAUUGGCUCAUUUGACUUGAAGGAUGACGGCAAUCUGAAUCAGCUACAGGUCAAACUGAAGGAAAGCCUGAAGGGAAAGAAAUUUCUUGUUGUCCUUGAUGAUGUGUGGAAUAAUGACUAUAAUGAGUGGGAUAACCUGAGAAAUGUUUUUGUACAAGGAGUUAUGGGAAGUAAGAUCAUUGUAACAACACAUAAGGAGAGUGUUGCUCAGAUGAUGUGUGCUGAUCAUUGCGCAAUCACUGUGGGGACUCUGUCUAGUGAAGACUCUUGGGCUUUAUUCAAAAGACAUUCACUAGAAAAUAGGGAACAUCCAGAACUUGAAGAGGUUGGGAAAAAAAUUGCAGAUAAUUGCAAAGGGUUGCCUUUAGCUCUAAAGGCAGUUGCUGGUACUUUACGUGGAAAAUCAGAGGUGGAGGAGUGGAUAAAAAUUUUAAAUAGUGAAAUAUGGUAUCAGCAAAGUUGUUGGAAUGGUAUAUUACCAGCGUUGAUGUUGAGCUAUAAUGAUCUUCCUGCACAUUUGAAGCGAUGUUUCGCUUUUUGUGCAAUAUAUCCCAAAGAUUAUGAAUUCUGCAAAGACCAAGUAAUUUACCUGUGGAUUGCUAAUGGUCUUGUAAAGCAAUUUUGUUUAGGUGAGGAAUACUUUGACGAGUUGAGAUCAAGAUCAUUGUUUGAGAGGGUCCCAGAGUCUAAAUGGCAACCGGAGAGAUUCAUAAUGCAUGACCUUAUCAAUGAUUUGGCCCAAACUGCAUCUUCAAAACUUUGUAUUAGGUUGGAAGAGAGCAAAGGAUCUGAUUAUAUGUUGGAACAAAGUCGGCACAUGUCCUAUUCCGCUGACGACAUUGGUAACUUUGAGAAAUUGAAACCACUCUCCAAAUUAGAGCAGCUGAGGACAUUGCUUCCAACCAAUAUCAGUUACUCAUAUAAGCUAAGCAAGAGGGUGUUGCAUAACAUACUUCCAAGACUGACAUCCUUAAGGGCAUUAUCAUUGUCAUAUUGUAGGAUUGAGGAGUUGCCAAAUGACUUGUUUAUCAAAUUAAAUCUCCUCAGAUUUUUGGACCUUUCUGGGACAGAUAUUAUAAAGUUGCCAGAUUCUAUUUGUGCAUUGUAUAACUUGGAAACACUUCUCCUGUCAUCUUGUCAAUAUCUUGGGGAGUUACCGCUGCAGAUGGAGAAGUUGAUCAACUUGCAUCACCUCGACAUAACCAACACUUAUUCCUUGAAUAUGCUGCUACAUCUGAGCAAGUUGAAAAGCCUCCAAGUCCUAGUGGGAGCCAAGUUUCUUGUAGGUGGUAGCGGUGGUUGGAGAAUGGAAGAUUUGGGUGAAGUACAUAACUUGUAUGGAUCUCUAUCAGUUUUAGAGUUGCAAAAUGUGGUUGAUAAAAGGGAAGCUCUCAAGGCAAAGAUAAGGGAGAAGAAUCAUGUUGACAAGUUAUUAUUGGAGUGGAGUGAAAGUAGUACUGCCGCCGACGAUUCUCAAACUGAAAGAGAGAUACUUGAUGAGCUACACCCACACACAAAUAUAAAACAAGUCGAAAUCACCGGAUAUAGAGGGAAAAUUUUUUCAAAUUGGCUAGCUGAUCCUUUGUUUCUUAAGUUAGUACAAUUGUCUCUUAGCAACUGCAAAGACUGUGAUUCCCUGCCAGCACUAGGACAACUCCCUUAUUUAAAAUUCCUUUACAUUAGAGGGAUGCAUGGAAUAACAGAGGUGACGGAAGAAUUCUAUGGCAGUUCAUCCUCCAAAAAGCCUUUUAACUCUCUUGAGGAGCUUGAAUUUACAGAUAUGCAAUGGCACAUUCUAGGAAGUGGGGAGCUCCCUAUACUUAAGUACCUUUCAAUUCAUCAAUGUCCGAAGUUGAUGGGGAAGUUGCCUGAAAAUCUUUCUUCUCUGACAAAAUUAAGUAUUUCAGAGACACCUCUUUUUGAGGAAGCUCAACUGUUUAGAUCCCAAUUUGAGGGAAUGAAGCAGAUUGUUGAAUUAUCUAUUUUUUGUUGUAACUCUCUUACCUCCUUACCUUUUAGCAUACUGCCCAGUUCCUUGAAGACAGUAGAGAUAUCUGAUUGUCAGAGAUUGAAAUUGGAGGAGCCAGUUGGUUAUUAUAACAUGUUUCUCGAGCAAUUGACACUGCGAAGUUGUGCUUGUAUAGAUGAUAUAUCACCUGAGUUGCUCCCAAGAGCACGCUCUUUGGACGUACAUACUUGCUAUAACCUUGCUAGGUUUUUGAUUCCUACUGCAACUGAAAGUCUCACUAUUUGGUAUUGUGAGAAUCUUGAAAUACUUUCAGUGGCAGUUGGAACCCAUGAGUCUGCCAUGACGUCUUUGCAUAUUUGGUAUUGUGAGAAGCUCAAGUGUCUGCCAGAAAUAGAUCUCUUCAAUUUACAAGUCCUUGAGAUCCACCAUUGCAAGAAACUAGUGAACGGCCGAAAGGAGUGGUGUUUACAGAGACUCUCCUGUCUCACUAAGUUAGAGAUCAGACAUGAUGGCUGUGACGAAGAGAUCCAACAUUGGGAAUUGCCUUCCUCUAUUCAAACACUUAGAAUAGAGAAUCUGAAAACAUUAAGCAGCCAAGUUCUCAAAAGCCUCACCUCUCUUCAAUCUCUAGAUAUUACUAAUUUACCUCAAAUUCAGUCACUGCUGGAAGAAGGUGGGCUUCCCUCCUCUCUUUCUCAGCUAAAUUUAUGUCACCAUGAUGAGCUCCAUUCACUACAUCUUUGCCACCUCACUUCACUUAUACGUCUUCACAUCUGGAAGUGCCGUAAUCUCCAAUCACUCUCUGAAUCAACACUGCCCUCCUCCCUCUCUCAGCUGACCAUCGAGGAUUGCCCUAAUCUCCAAUCACUCUCUGAAUCAACACUGCCCUCCUCCCUCUCUCAGCUGACCAUCUCUCAUUGCCCUAAUCUCCAAUCACUCUCUGAAUCAACACUGCCCUCCUCCCUCUCUCAGCUGACCAUCUCUCAUUGCCCUGAUCUCCAAUCACUCUCCAUAUCAGCACUGCCCUCCUCCCUCUCUCAGCUGACAAUAGAUGAUUGCGAUAAUCUCCAAUCACUCUCCAAAUCAACACUUCCCUCCUCCCUCUCUCACCUGGAGAUCAAAUAUUGCCGUAAUCUCCAAUCCCUUCCAGUAAAAGGGAUGCCCUCUUCCCUCUCUACACUAAAUAUUCUCAACUGUCCAUUGCUCACACCACUACUAGAAUUUGACAAGGGGAAAUACUGGCCAAAUAUUGCUCAAAUUCCCAUCAUACAGAUCGAUUGGAAAUACCUGCAAUGCUUAAAACUAAUGGUGCUCCCACUGAUGUAA
Molecule: messenger RNA, 4089 nt
Organism: Solanum verrucosum
Lineage: Eukaryota; Viridiplantae; Streptophyta; Magnoliopsida; Solanales; Solanaceae
Product: putative disease resistance RPP13-like protein 1
Exons: 2
Coding region: 43-4089 (1348 amino acids)
Biological process (GO): defense response to other organism
Molecular function (GO): ADP binding; protein binding
Source: RefSeq, a predicted model, not a curated record